CAUCGAGCGGCGACUGCGGCCUCCGGGCCCGUCGGCACUCCAGCUAAGCAUAACUAGCUUUCAUCACGCAUAUUUUGUCUAUAUAUGGAUUUUAGCGUUACUGUUGUUAUAUCAAUAUUAUCACCAAAUAAGGAAUUUGUUCAAUUUCAAACUUGCCAGAAUGUAUGUUGAAGAGUAUGCGCGUUGGGCGAUUAAUGACAACAAUGGCGACUAGCAAUGCGUACACCUCCAUCGGCUCUGAAGGAGUUUCAAAAUAACCACCCUAUUUGGAAGGUCAAACAGGAUACGAGAAAAGAUGUUUAAAACUAUUAAGGAUACCCUUGGUAUUACCUACCUCAGGGGUACAGGCCAAGGAGGUGGUGGAUGUAUUAGUGAGGGAGAAGUUUACAACACAGAUAAAGGACAGUUGUUUUUGAAAAGGAAUGCAAAUCCAAUGGCUCGACAAAUGUUUGAUGGGGAACUAGAAGGCCUCAAAGCCAUAAUUGACACUGGAACUGUAAGAGCUCCUGAGCCACAUCUUGUGAUAGACAACCCAGAUGGAGGUGCUGUUCUUGUCAUGGAGAGCCUGGAUAUGAAGAACAUUAAAAAUCACUCAGCUGCUUUGGGGGAGCAGGUGGCCAGAAUGCACCUGCAUAAUCUAGAAGAAAUUAAGAAAUAUGACAAUGGUAGUAGUCGUAUUGGUCAAAAUCAAGAUUGUGAACCAGUUAUGCAGUUUGGGUUUCCUGUUACUACCUGUUGUGGGUUUAUACCACAAGACAACACUUGGUGUGAUGAUUGGUUGAUGUUUUUUUCAAGAAAGCUUCAGUUGCAGUUUACCUUGAUAGAAAAAGAGUUUGGCAAUCAGGAGGUAAGAGAGCUCUGGUCAUUUUUACAACUGAAACUUCCACAGUUUUUCAAGGAUGCAGAAGUAAAACCAUCUUUACUCCAUGGUGACUUUUGGAGUGGAAAUGUGGCUGAGAUUACUGAUUGUCCAGUUAUAUUUGAUCCUGCUGCAUUCUAUGGCCAUUUCGAAUUUGAUUUAUCAAUUGCAAAGUUGCAUGGAGGUUUUGAUAAACAAUUCUGGGAAAGUUACUACAAUGUACUUCCGAGAGCUAAAGGAUGGAAUAAGAGAUACAAGGUGUACAAGCUCUUUGGUCUAUUACUUGAAUGUCUAGACAUAAGAGUCACUGAAAGUCUUAAGUGA
Molecule: messenger RNA, 1183 nt
Organism: Penaeus vannamei (Pacific white shrimp)
Lineage: Eukaryota; Metazoa; Arthropoda; Malacostraca; Decapoda; Penaeidae
Source: RefSeq, a predicted model, not a curated record